AGUUAAGUUUGGCUCGGCCGUGUUGUUAUUGUAUGUAUUCGAUUCUCGGAACAUGUAUUGUUGUAUUGCGUGUGUCAAACUUUUUUGAUUGAUUGGUUUUGUUUGUGUAUGGUUACGUCUUUGUUGCGUAACGGGUAUUUUAGCUGACGUGUGGAUCACUUAGGCGGUUUACAAUGUAUAUAAGUGGUUGUAUACUUAUAAUAACAAUGAAUUGGAAGUUCAUAUGAGAGUUUUGGAUACAUACAAUAUUGACGCAUGCUAAAAUGAAAUGAUCGUAAAGUUUUGAAAUUUGAUUGCUUGUAAUUAUAUAUGUGUAGCGUAGCACAUGUUCUAUGAUAGGGUUGACUUGGUGUGGGAAAGUCAUUGGCUUUACGUGUUAGUUUACGGUUAUCACGUAAUAUAUGCAAACCUUUAGUUAUAUCAUUUUGAUUUAGAUUACAGGUGAGGUACACGCAAGCGCAAUCAUCUGUGAAGGAUUCUGCAGAUUUGUCAAUAUAUAUAUAUAUAUAUAUAUUUCUAAAACGAGAAGUCUGCUUUAGCCUUACUUUCUUGUUGUGCAUUUUCCGUUUGUGGUUUUCUGUUAAAGAAGGGUAUUAAAAUACAGUGUAUUGAUAGUACAUGAGACCAGGGCUUUUGAAGUCGGUUUCUAUAGGGAUUAGGGUAAUGUUGGUUAUAGAAGACCUUUUGCCUGUCUGCGUUUGGGGAUUAUAAAUAUGAAGUUUUUGUGGUGAGAUUUGGAUACAGAGGGUGUGUAUAUUGCCUUCCGGAGAAAAGAAAAGAGAAGGAUGGAUGUGUAUAUGAAUAUCAGAAUGGGUUUGGGAUUUAAACAAAUCUUGUUAAUUUUUCUUUUUGUAUUAGGCCAAUAUAGUUCUGUAACUGCAGAGCUAGAAAAUAGUACUUCACAGAGGUUAAUAACUGCUCCAUUGAAGGAGACGAUUGGAAGUGUUAUAGAUGGUACUAAUUUAGGAGAAGUUUUCAACUCUGAUACAAAUACCGAUGAACUUAACGGGAAGAAGGGUGGAAACAGCAGGGUUUCAGUGACUACUGUUGCUUUGUUUACUAUGGCUAUGGCUGCUGCAACUGGUUUGGGUGCGUUGCCAUUCUUUUUUGUGGAAAUUGAUGCUCAGUGGGAAGGGAUAUGCAAUGGGAUGGCUGCCGGGGUGAUGUUAGCAGCUAGCUUUGAUUUAAUACAAGAAGGGAGAGAUCAUGGUAGUGGCAAUUGGGUUGUCAUGGGGAUUUUGUCGGGUGGCAUUUUUAUAUUGCUAUGUAAAAAGUUUCUUGAGUAUUAUGGUGAGGUCAGUAUGUUGGACAUAAAAGGAGCAGAUGCAACUAAGGUUAUUCUCGUAAUUGGGAUCAUGACUCUACAUUCCUUUGGGGAAGGUUCUGGAGUUGGUGUGUCUUUUGCUGGAUCAAAGGGUCUUUCGCAGGGUCUUUUGAUAACGUUAGCUAUUGCUGUUCAUAAUAUACCAGAAGGCUUAGCUGUUAGUAUGGUUCUUGCAUCAAGGGGAGUUUCACCACAGAAUGCUAUGUUAUGGAGUGUAAUUACAUCUUUACCCCAGCCGAUUGUAGCAGUACCCUCUUUUAUAUGUGCGGAUGCAUUUAACAAAAUGCUGCCAUUUUGUACGGGAUUUGCAGCAGGGUGUAUGAUCUGGAUGGUUGUGGCUGAGGUUCUUCCAGAUGCGUUUAAGGAAGCUUCUCCAUCUCAUGUUGCCUCUGCAGCUACGCUUUCAGUUGCCUUUAUGCAAGCUCUUGGUGUUAUGUUCCAAAAUUUCGGGCUCAAUUACAAUUCAGAAGGCGCGUCUGGCUUCCUGGUUUCCUUGCUUUUUGGUCUCGGUCCCUUACUAGGUGGCAACAUUCUUGUCGCCUUUGCUCUCGCCUUCCAUCUUCAACAUGCUCUUCUCACUGGCAUUGCAUCUGGUAUCGCCUUUGUUUUGGGUGCAUGGAGACCACUUCAAUUACUAUUCUCUUCCAAAAUGUCAUUUUUUACUCUUAUAAUUCUUCUCACUUCGGGUUCUUCAUUCACACACAUCUCAACUACCACCUUCACCAAACUCACCACCCGUAAAAAAACAUCUGCAAAUACCUUAGAUGCAACUGGUUUCACAAUGAGUGUUCCUACCCUACACUCAAUACUAUCAUGUCUAACAGUGGCACUACAUGCUCUAGCUGAAGGGCUCGCAUUAGGAGUGGCUGCACCAAAAGCUUAUGGCUUUGGUCGGCACAUGGUCCUACCGGUUUCCCUUCACGGGCUCACUCGUGGGGUGGCUGUUGCAAGCUGCAUUUUUGGAGCAACUGAUAGUUGGUACGGGUCUUUGGCCGGGUCUGGGUUGAUUGGGAUUGUGGGUCCUGUUUCAGCCAUUGGAGCUAUACUUGCUGGGAUUGAUUAUAGUGGUUUGGACCAUUUGUUGGUGUUUGCUUGUGGCGGUUUGAUCCCAUGUUUUUGGAGCAUGCUUAGAAGGGCAAUGAGGUUAGAUACACGAAAAAGCACAGUGGGUGUUAUGGCAGGUGUAGGUUUUGCAACCGUGUGCUUAAUGUCUACUAAGUUGGUGUGUUUACACACACCUUAUUGCAACUCUGCACCAGAGGCUGUGAGAUAAUGGACUUGUUAUAUGUUAUAUUUCCAAUGAGCACCCUUUGUGAGCACAGUAUAGAAAAACGGUUUUUUGAGGAGAACAUGAAAAGCUUUGGGGGUCCAGAUUCAAUCAGGUUUUCUGUGAAUGACGAUAUUGCUAUGCUACAAUAGAAUUGUUUUACCCCAUGCUUCUAACACUAGUUAGUCGUAUUGCGAAGACCAUGUGGUUGAUGUGUCGGGGUUGUACUACAUGACAACUUUACUAAACUAUAUACACAACUGAAAGUUUCUUAUUUUUUUUAUGACAAGAAUUAUCGCUGUUGGUUUUGAUGA
Erigeron canadensis is the source of this 2905-nucleotide messenger RNA. RefSeq names its product putative zinc transporter At3g08650. Gene Ontology annotation, cellular component: membrane. Gene Ontology annotation, molecular function: zinc ion transmembrane transporter activity. Gene Ontology annotation, biological process: zinc ion transmembrane transport. The transcript has 5 exons. Lineage: Eukaryota; Viridiplantae; Streptophyta; Magnoliopsida; Asterales; Asteraceae. The coding region runs from base 786 to 2597 and encodes 603 amino acids. The record is from RefSeq and is a predicted model, not a curated record.